UUCUUUCUCCGUGCAUCUCCAUCCUAGAAGAGUUAUUAAAAUAAUAUUGUAUAUCUCUAUUCAACCAUCUCCAAAUCUUCGGCCUAUAAAUACUUCCCAAAUAGACAGAAAGAGAAAGGGAGUUCUGAUUUGUGAAUAGAUUGAGAUAUGCAAGAGGGUAUGACUCUGAACCUAUCUCCAGCCUACAACCGUGGCGCUAUGGAUGUCGGCUCCUUUGAUUUUAGCCAAAACCUCCAGGUAAUCGUUUCUGAAGACAACAAUGGGGAGGCACUCCUUGAAGAGAACUCAAAGGAUCAUGGUUUAGUGGAGAUCUCACAGCCGCACAAUGAGGCUGAAGAAGAUGGGAAAGAGGAAGAGGAGGAAGAAGAAGAAGAAGAAGACAAUGAUGACGUGGAAUUCUCUUUUGUUCGCGCAGAUCCUGAUUCGUCCCCCAUUUCUGCUGACGAUAUCUUCUUUAACGGCCAGAUUCGGCCAAUGUUUCCAUUAUUCAACAGAGAUCUCCUCUUCGCCGACAGUCACGAGGGAGACUCCGAGGCUUCGGGCAAAGCCUCGCCUCUUCGGCCUCCGUUGAGGAAGCUAUUCGUGGAAAAAAGUGAACAUCCUUCGUCUUCCUCCUCGUCAGAGUCCGAUGAACUUGAGGGGGUAGCCCCCGGAACCUACUGUGCCUGGUCGGAAAAGGCGGUAGAGGCGUCACCUGGGGCGUGUAAGAAGAGCAAUUCCACCGGAUUUUCGAAGCUCUGGAGGUUUCGAGACCUGGUCCUUCGGAGUAACAGCGACGGCAAGGACGCAUUCGUGUUCUUGGAUCCGUCGGCGGCGAAAGCGAAAACGGUUCAGACAGACGAAAAGGUCGACAGAGCGAAAAAGAUCGAGAAAACAGAAGUUUCGGUGGAGAAGAGAAAUUCCGGCGAUGGAAAGGUGGGCGGCGGCAAGGUAAAAGGGAAAGGAGUGAAAGGGGAAAAGAGGGUGUCGGCUCACGAGAGCCUCUACAUCAAGAAUCGAGCAUUAAGGGAAGGAGGGAGACGGAAAUCUUACCUACCGUACAGGCAAGACCUGGUUGGAUUCUUCACCAACGUCAAUGGCCUCAGCCGGAACGUACAUCCCUUCUAAUUUCCAAACAAAUCAUCCAUUUCAUUUUCCAUGAAGUUCUUUUUUUUUUUUUCCUCAAAUGUGUAGAGAGCAGAAAUCUUAUUAGGGUUCCACUCUGGAAAUCUGGGUUUGAUUGGUAUGUAACACGACGGUUGGUGUAAAUCCAUCAAUUAAUUGAUUUUUUCAUCCGCCAAAAAAAAUAAAAAAUUGCAGUGACUUCUCAUAGUAUGAAGUUAUGAACA
This is a messenger RNA of Vitis riparia (riverbank grape), 1328 nucleotides long. RefSeq lists its product as uncharacterized. The transcript has 2 exons. The record is from RefSeq and is a predicted model, not a curated record. Lineage: Eukaryota; Viridiplantae; Streptophyta; Magnoliopsida; Vitales; Vitaceae. The coding region runs from base 148 to 1107 and encodes 319 amino acids.